AUCAUCAUGACGUCCGCUCCUGGUCGCAUCAACCCCUCGGCGCAGAAUGGCUUCAGCAAUGCCGCCCUGUAUGACAAGCAUCGCCCUUCGUUUCCCGCCCACAGCGUCUCUGUCCUGCUCGACGGCGUACGCGUCGCCGACAGCCCUCAAGCCACAGUGGUGGAUCUUGCGGCGGGCACCGGCAAGUUCACAGAACUUUUGGCCGACAGAGAUGAGGGGUACGAGAUCAUUGCCAUUGAGCCGCAUGCCGACAUGCGCAAGGUUUUGGAGGACAAGCACCUCAAAGGCGUCAGCGUCCAAGAUGGGCUUUCCACCGACAUGAAGUACUUGAAGGAUGAGAGCGUGGACGCCAUUAUAGCUGCCCAGGCAUUCCACUGGUUCGCCAACCUCGAAUCCCUGGAAGAGAUCAAUCGUGUGCUACAGCCACACGGCGCCUUUGGCGUGAUUUGGAACAUUGAAGACUACAAUGCACCAAAAUCCCAUGCCGCAACCACCGCAUGGGAGCAAGAAAUCCAAGACCUGAUCUUGUCCUUUGACGACAAUCAACCCCGUUUCCGCCACGAGCAAUGGCGCAAGGUGUUUGACGCCCAACUCUCUUCUAACCCUCUGUCCAUCACAUCUUCCGCCGAGCCUCUGUUUUCUCUGCCGCUUGCCGAGAAUGUGGAAAAGUGGAGUGUUUGGUUGAGCGAAGAGGCGCUGUGGGAUAGACUUAGUACAUUGAGUCAGAUUGCCGUGCUGGAAGGUGAGGAGAAGGAGACUGUGAGGGAUUUUGUUAGCAAGACGUUGAAGGGGGAUGAUGUGCAGAAGAAUGAGAAGGGGGAGGUCGAGUUGCAUGGCAUGACUGUUGCGGCGUGGACGACAAAGAUUCCGCAAAAGGGUGCUGAGAGUCUGUUUACUACUGUCAAGGAUGCUAUUGCUGGCAGAACUUGA
Molecule: messenger RNA, 930 nt
Organism: Aureobasidium uvarum
Lineage: Eukaryota; Fungi; Ascomycota; Dothideomycetes; Dothideales; Saccotheciaceae
Source: the annotation of a GenBank genome assembly